AUGGAAGAUAAGGCUGCAGAUACGAUGUUGACAGUAGCUGAUAAGGCUCCGGUUACCUCCGAGAGAAAGAUUCGGUCAGACCUCGACAACAACCUCCCUAAGCCAUACAUGGCAAGAGCAGUGACUGCCCCAGAUACUGAUCAUCCGAAUGGAACAUCGGGACACAAACAUAACAAUAUGUCUGUUCUUCAGCAACACGUAGCGUUCUUUGACCAAGAUAACAACGGGAUCAUCUUUCCUUGGGAGACUUUUAAAGGGUGUCGAGACCUUGGAUUCAAUGCGUUCGCUUCAUUUUUAUUCAUGGUAUUAAUCCAUAUGGCUCUGAGUUACGUCACUUUGCCUACUUGGUUGCCAUCACCUUUCUUCCCCAUUUACAUAGAAAACAUACACAGGGCGAAGCAUGGAAGUGAUUCCGCGACUUACGACACAGAAGGAAGGUUUAUUCCAGCCAAUCUUGAGAACAUUUUCAGCAAAUACGCUCGGACAGUUCCUAAUAAACUCACAUUCAAGGAGCUUUGGCAUAUGACUGAUGCCACUCGCAACGCCUUUGAUUUCUUUGGCUGGACUGCAAGCAAGUUGGAAUGGGGAGCUCUUUAUGUGCUUGCAAAGGACUCAGAUGGCUUCCUAUCAAAAGAUUCAGUAAGACGUUGCUUCGAUGGAAGUUUGUUCGAGCAUUGUGCCAAGAAGCAAAAGGGCGAUCCAAGUAAGAUGGGAUGA
Lactuca virosa is the source of this 717-nucleotide messenger RNA. The record is from the annotation of a GenBank genome assembly. NCBI's taxonomy places the organism in Eukaryota, Viridiplantae, Streptophyta, Magnoliopsida, Asterales, Asteraceae.